UUUCAUGUGGCCUUUCAACAAGUUGAAACACUGAGUCGGCUUUGACCAAACAGCCUCAAGAUGGAAAUCCCUGCCAUAAACCUGAAGGCCAUAGUGCUGCUUCACUGGCUGCUCACUGUUUGGGGGUGCAUGGUUGGUCUCCCCUUAUCCUAUGCAUGGGGGAACUUCGGUGUUUUAGCAGUCGGAGUGUGGGCGAUUGCACAGAGGGACUCCAUCGACGCUGUUCUCUUGUUCCUUCUGGGGAUGAUUCUGACAAUACUGACUGACAUCAUCCAUUUUGGGAUCUAUUACCCUUUGAAUGACUUUCAGGCAGAAAGACGCUUCAGUGCAGGGAUGGCCAUUCUCAACCUGCUGCUUAAACCUGCUUCCUGUUUCUUUGUCUACCAAAUGUACCGCGAACGGGGAGGAGAUUACAACGUCAACUUUGGGUUCCCUUCUGUGUCACGAAACAGAGACACCUAUCAGUCCAUUGACCAGCCGGAGGAGUCCUCCAGUCCACCAAACCCCUUCAACCAGGCCCAGGAUGGCAAACCAGGAGUGCGCACCUACUGAGUCCAGCAGAGCAACGUUCCAGCUCUGUGGAAAACAAGCCUUUA
Molecule: messenger RNA, 596 nt
Organism: Nematolebias whitei (Rio pearlfish)
Lineage: Eukaryota; Metazoa; Chordata; Actinopteri; Cyprinodontiformes; Rivulidae
Product: angiotensin II receptor-associated protein
Exons: 5
Coding region: 61-552 (163 amino acids)
Biological process (GO): angiotensin-activated signaling pathway; regulation of blood pressure
Cellular component (GO): plasma membrane
Source: RefSeq, a predicted model, not a curated record